UUUUCCCUGACCGGUGCUACACGUUUUAUUUGUCACCAUCGGCAUCGGUAGAAAGUUUGUACAUAUAAGUUUUCUUAUUUGUGGUGCAAUGUAAAAUUAAGUUUCAAAUGCAUAAAAUAUUACAAAACUAGCUAUAAAAUCAACUCCCCAACAACACAACAAUCAACAAUGGCUAUUUUGGGAUUUCAGUUUGUUUUCAGUUUGGUAAUGUUCAGCUUUUUCCAGAAACUCUCACCAUUUUAUUCUUUUGGAAGAUGGCUACUAUCAAAGCGAAUUGUACGCUACCUCCACCCAACAGACGAGGAACUCCGGAGUCUAGCAGGAAUAUCUCUUGGAGGGGGUGGGAAAGGUAGAGGUCGGCGUAAUGAGUAUAAGAAGAUGUUGAACAGUAAAAGUAAAAGUGACAGCUUCAACGUGCCAAGAAAUGUCCCAAUUCAGCUGGAGUCUGCACAGGUAGACGCCAUUGAUUUGUUGCCAUUGCAUUUCUACACCGAUUAUCAGUGGCUCGUGGACUUCUCUCUAGGAGCAGCAAUUGUGUAUUUUUUAACAGAAAUUUACUUUGCUCUCAGCCCACAUAGGAUCGAAUUCAACGUGAGCAUUCUCUGGUGUUUGCUGACAAUAGGGUUUUGUCUCAAAGUGCUGUGGUCACAGAUGUUGCUUUAUUUCAAAGUGGAGGAGGGAGGAGAACGGACCCUCUGCUUGACAUUCGGAUUCUUUUAUCUUGUCGUAGCAAUGGGAAUUCUAGUCGUAGGCAACGAUGUACUAGAAUUCGGACUGGAAGAAGGCUAUGACAACUUUUCUGGAAAUGCUGUGAAAUUCCUGAAGCACCAAGGCGUUGAAUCACAUGGACCGAUAUCACUCUUGACUUUCAAGAUUGUCUUAGCAUUUAUAUGUUCAUUUAUUGGUGCUUUCUUAACAUUUCCGGGUCUGAGACUGGCCAAACUGCAUUUAGAUUCAUUAAAAUAUGCUAAAGAAAAUCUACUAAAACAACUUGCCCUUUAUGCUAAUUUGCUUCUCCCAUUGCUGAUCAUUCUUUCCUGGGUGAAGCCCAUAGGUCGAGAUAUUGUGUGUGGACAUAACUGGACAUUCACAAACCGUGGUGCAGUUAUCAAUGACAAUGCCUUUGACAAUGUUCGCUUGCUAAUCAUACUGCUUUUCUUUGUCGUCCGUUUACUGUUGCUGCCCACCCACAUGCAGUCUCACCUGAAUCUGGCCCACGAGAAGGUUGAACAGCUGAAGAAGGAGAGUGGGAAGAUCGGCAGCCUUGAGCUCCAGAAGAUGGUCGCCCGUGUCUUCUAUUACCUGUGUGUGGUCGCAGUGCAGUACAUGACACCUGCCAUACUCAUCCUGUUCUUGACGUUUCUUCUCAAGACGCUCGGCAACUAUUCCUGGACUGCUGUUCUUGGUGAAAGUGUCACGGCGAUGUGGUCGAGCAAGAAUGCAUCGCCGGGGCUGGUAGCUCCUCCUGCCAGCACCAAUGCAACAACAAACAUGGAAAGCAUCGUUGAGACUGCAGCACGAUUCACCUGGGCUUUGGACGGUAUGCGUAAUAUCUUCACACCUUUAUGGUAUCGUGGGCUGUUGUCACUACUGUCCUGGUGGGUGUGUUUUUCAUGGUUCAUAAGCACGUUGUUUGGAUUGAUGUAUUAUUCUCAGAUUGAAAAAGCAUAAAGUUUAUCAUGAAUACACGAUAUCCUAAUAUAUUGUCAAAAUAAUUGCACAUAGUACACAUGUACAUGUAUAUGAGGUCUAUGUGCCCAACAGGCAUUUUAAUAAACUCUACAAUUUAUUUGUUUGUAAUAUUGAAGAUAUAUUUAGAAAGACCAGAGUUUUCGAUCUAGUUCAGUCGAGGCUUGAAAUAGGAUGUAACAUACACAUAUAUGGCUUACAUUUUAUUAAGUUUUAAACCCUUGUAUAUUAAUUCUCUAAAAAAAAAAAU
Messenger RNA from Gigantopelta aegis, 1939 nucleotides. Its product is annotated as transmembrane protein 161B-like. The record is from RefSeq and is a predicted model, not a curated record. Bases 169 to 1671 code for a protein of 500 amino acids. NCBI's taxonomy places the organism in Eukaryota, Metazoa, Mollusca, Gastropoda, Neomphalida, Peltospiridae. The transcript has 2 exons.